This is a messenger RNA of Knipowitschia caucasica, 204 nucleotides long. The record is from the annotation of a GenBank genome assembly. NCBI's taxonomy places the organism in Eukaryota, Metazoa, Chordata, Actinopteri, Gobiiformes, Gobiidae.
AUGCACGUCGGCAGGAGCAGUCUACACAGUCAGGGUCAGGUGCAGUGGCAGCUGCUGGUCCCGCACCAAAGAGGAGAGCACUGGCAGAGUUUGAGGACGCGUGGGAAAAUGUCAGAGUGGAGAACGAGGAUACUGAUGAAAUCCGCUGAGGUCUACCUCAGCCUCAACGCCGCCAUGGAAGCUGAUGGAAGGGAUCUACGCUGA